Molecule: messenger RNA, 626 nt
Organism: Rubroshorea leprosula
Lineage: Eukaryota; Viridiplantae; Streptophyta; Magnoliopsida; Malvales; Dipterocarpaceae
Source: the annotation of a GenBank genome assembly
CCCAUUUUCAAGCUUCGAGAGUACUACUCCUUCAAAAAGUAGAAGAAAAAGCUUCAACACUCUGCAGUUUCAGCUUCAAUCUGGUUUGGAAAACAAAAAUAUGAGCAAGAGGGUUUUGUUCUUACUUCUUUGUUUGAAUGUGGUCUCUUAUCUGGUGAUUGCUGAACCACAAACAUGUCCUGCUGAUCUUGGUAGAAAAUGUACUGAUGAUUCAGGUGAAUGGGAAGGGGAAUUUUUCCCUGGAAUUCCCAAGAUUAAGUAUGAGGGUCCUCCUAGCAAGAACCCGCUUGCUUACAAAUGGUAUAAUGCCGAAGAAGUUAUACUUGGGAAGAAAAUGAAGGAUUGGCUGAGAUUCAGUGUUGCUUUUUGGCACACAUUCCGUGGGACAGGUGUUGAUCCCUUUGGUGCUCCAACAAAGUAUUGGCCAUGGGAAGAUGGUACUAAUUCCUUGGCUAUGGCCAAAAGGAGAAUGAGAGCCAAUUUUGAGUUCAUAAACAAGCUUGGAGUUGAUAGGUGGUGUUUCCACGACAGGGAUAUAGCUCCUGAUGGCAAAACCUUGGAGGUAGUAAAAUUUAAUAUCUAGACUAGUAGAUGUUAAAAGCAGUAAAGAAAUUGGAUUUCUUUUU